Puccinia triticina is the source of this 1542-nucleotide messenger RNA. RefSeq lists its product as uncharacterized. The record is from RefSeq and is a predicted model, not a curated record. Bases 1 to 1542 code for a protein of 513 amino acids. Gene Ontology annotation, molecular function: UDP-N-acetylglucosamine diphosphorylase activity. NCBI's taxonomy places the organism in Eukaryota, Fungi, Basidiomycota, Pucciniomycetes, Pucciniales, Pucciniaceae. Gene Ontology annotation, biological process: UDP-N-acetylglucosamine biosynthetic process. The transcript is spliced from 3 exons.
AUGCCGGAGCCAGGUGAGCAACUCCAGCCUAACACACAAGCCAUAGCAGAGAAACCUUCGACAGCAGAUAUGGAAGGCUCAGCCAAAACACAACAAGAAUACGAGGAAGCAGGACAGGGGCACGUGUUCGCAUUCUUUGAUCAACUCCAGACCGAGGAAAAGGAAGAAUUGGUCAACCAACUAAAAUCCAUCGAUCCUCAAAGAGUCAACCAAAUCUUCAAGCAAUCAACCUCGAAAAGCGGCUCAGGAGCCGAGCCCAUAGACAAAACCGACCUCGAGCCGCCUCCGAAGGAUAGCCUGGAAUCGAUCAUCGAUCUUAGCAAACCAGAGAUCAAGCGGAACGUCUCCGAAUGGGAAUCACUCGGGUUCAAAUCUAUGAAGGAGCAGAAGGUCGGCAUCUUGUUAUUGGCGGGAGGCCAAGGUACUAGGCUAGGUAGUAACGAUCCGAAGGGAUGUUAUAAUAUCGGACUACCCAGUCAGAAAUCAUUGUUCCAAAUCCAAGCCGAAAAAAUCAUCAGAUUGCAAGAUUUGGUGGGCGGGUCGUCUAUAAUCCCAUGGUACAUCAUGACAAGUGGCCCCACCCGCAAACCUACAGAGGAUUACUUUAGUAAGAUGAAUUAUUUCGGGCUAAAGAAAGAGAAUGUUAUGUUCUUCGAACAGGGCGUUCUGCCCGCUCUAACUCCCGAGGGCAAGAUGUUUUUAGAAACGCCUUCAAAAGUGUGCGUUGCACCAGAUGGGAACGGAGGGCUGUACGCCGCAUUAAGAUCAUCGUCAAGUUGCUCGGCGGGUCGAUCAGUGCUACACGAUCUCAAGCACCGCGGAAUCGAAUACAUCCAUGCCUAUUGUGUAGAUAACUGCCUGGUCAAAGUAGCCGAUCCGAUCUUCCUCGGGUACUGUAUUAGUAAAAAGACCCCAUGUGGCGUCAAGGUCGUCCUCAAAUCUCAACCAAACGAAAGCGUAGGUGUCCUAGCACUCAAGAAUAAACUAUGGUCGGUCGUAGAGUAUUCAGAGAUGCCCGAAUCGGUCGCCUCGAGUCGAGCAGAGAAUGGAGAAUUGAAAUUCAAGUCGGCGAAUAUCGCAAAUCAUUUCUACUCCUUGAAGUUCCUCGAAUCGAUCGAGUCCUUCGAAUCCAAAUUAGCUUACCAUGUCGCGCACAAGAAGAUCCCACACAUCGAUUUGAAAUCUAAGCAGCUAAUCAAGCCGAGCCAACCCAACGGGAUCAAGCUAGAACUUUUUAUCUUUGACGUCUUUCCGUUUGUGGACUCUUUAUCACUCUUGGAAGUCGACCGGAGCGAGGAAUUUUCUCCACUGAAGAAUGCCCCGAACACCGGUACCGAUGAUCCUCAAACGAGCAGGCGUGAUUUACUUGCCCAACAAAAACGAUGGCUCGAAGCUGCUGGCUGCCAAUUCUCCGCCCCUGACCUCGAGGUCGAGCUGAGUGCUCUCGUAACUUACGCGGGCGAGGGUCUCGAAUCCGUUAAGGGGAAGACAAUCAGUCAAUCCGUCUACAUCAAAUCGAAGGACGACUUGGAGAAACUUUAA